Molecule: messenger RNA, 2945 nt
Organism: Copidosoma floridanum
Lineage: Eukaryota; Metazoa; Arthropoda; Insecta; Hymenoptera; Encyrtidae
Gene: Duba
Product: Deubiquitinating enzyme A
Biological process (GO): protein deubiquitination
Molecular function (GO): K63-linked deubiquitinase activity; cysteine-type deubiquitinase activity
Source: RefSeq, a predicted model, not a curated record
GCUAAUCUUAGUAGUGUGCUGGCCGCAUCGCGAUGAUAAUACAUACGUCCAAUAUCAGUCAUUUUCAGACCCAAUGAUUUCAAUUCGCCUGAAUCUCAACACAAAUCGAAAUUCCCCUUGUUCACAAGCAUCUUAGCCCACUUAAGUCAAUCAGUGGUGUGAAUCGCAAUUCUUUUUGAGCCGUUGGACACCUUGGACUCUCCAACGUCCAAUUCCUGGGCAGAGCACAGCUGUUUACUCGCACGUGUUUGUGUUGGCUAGACAAAGAAAGAAAGACACAAGUAUAUAUAUGUAUGUAUUGUACAUAAUAUAUACCUAUACCUACAUACACACACGCAUCAAGCGCAUUUUAGGCUCGUCGAAGAAAAAAGAGCAAUACUUAUUUGGGGAUCGUGCCCGAGAACAACGAGAGUUUUGUGAAAAAUUAUAUGUGUAUACCCAGUGUACAAUCUUCAAAGUCUAACGCUCUCAAAGGCCAACAACAAACAACGACGACGACGACGACGACGAAGACGACGACAACCACAAAAAAGCUAAAUAGGAAUUUCCUUAGGUCUCUUCGAUCGCGCUGCCGUAUGAGUGAGUGUGCAGCAGAGAGUGCAUGCUGAAGUGUAUAGCACUAGCAGCAGCAGGAAGAAGAGGAGAGACUCAUGGCCGCUUCUGAUCUUCUGCGUUCUAGAGGAUGACCGAUGAUUCUCUUCGUCACCGAGACUGAGUAUAUUGUUACCCAGGGGCUUGUUAUUACACGGAAUCAUUAGGUAAAGAAGAAUUUAUCGCAUGCGAGUCUUUUCUCGCGUUAUUGAGUAACGUGUGUGUAUGUGUGUGUUGCGCGUAGUGUGUUAGACGACCGAGAUGACGAUUUUGUCGAAGAAGAAGCCAAACACGAACAAGGACAGGCGUGCCGACAGCUCGAGCAGCCCCGAGGUAGACGUCCAGGCUGAGCACGGCGCUCCUGGCUCUAUCGCUCUUCCCAAUAGCUCUUAUCAAGUUAGAGGAGGUAAUGGUUUCUCAGUAGACUUACAUGCAGUUCAAAAUGACCACAGUUCUAAUUCAUUAGUUCUUGGUGCUGGCAGCUCAUACGAGGCAAACGAUUGUCAAGAAGGACACUUUGAGGAAAAUGGAAACUCCAGUCAUGGAAAAAGACAUCGCAGAAGGGCAAGUCCUCAUAGUGGACACAGCAGAAGUUCACGUAAUAAAAGAGAACGUGAAAGAGAAAGAGGGCGCAAUACUGGAGCUGUCAGUGUAGAACUUGAAAGAGAAAGAGAACAUGAAAGACAAUCCACUCCACCUAUUGCUUCCAGCAGCAGUGGUACUUUGCCAGGUGGGGACAGUACUGUUAUGUCAAACAGUAGAAUGUCCAUGGUUGCUGCAGCUGCUAAUCUUGAAAGAGAACUAGCUAAUGGGUAUAACAGUGGUGAUGAAUAUACCGGCAGAACUGGAAAUAAUUUAUCAGCUACCGAGUGGCAAGAGCGUGAUAGGUGGUUUGAAAAACGAUUGAGAAAAAUCGGUUUCAACAUUAAAAAAAUGGGAGAAGAUGGAGCAUGUUUAUUUCGAGCUGUUGCUGAUCAAGUUUAUGGAGAUCAAGAAAUGCAUGGGGUCGUGAGACGGCAUUGUAUGGACUAUAUUGCUGGCAAUCAAGAAUUUUUCUCACAUUUUGUUGCUGAAGAUUUCACUGAAUACGUCGAUAGGAAAAGACAAGAAUACGUUCAUGGCAAUCACAUAGAAAUGCAAGCAAUGUCAGAAAUGUACAAUCGCAGUAUCGAACUAUUCUGUUACAGUACCGAGCCAAUAAACAUAUUUCACGGAGUUCAAAAAACUGACAAUGAACCUAUUCGGCUAUCCUACCAACGAGGCAGUCAUUACAAUAGCAUUGUAGAUCCUUAUAAAGCAACAGUUGGUGUUGGUCUUGGCUUACCAGCAUUUAAUCCUGGUGCUGCUGACAGAGCCUUGGUUUCCGAUGCUGUAAGACAAAGUGAAGACCUGCACAUAGAACAGACCAUGUUAGAAGACAAAAUCAAAGCAACUGAUUGGGAGGCCACUAAUGAAGCGAUCGAAGAGCAAAUUGCUAGAGAAAGUUAUUUGCAAUGGCUGCGUGAUAAUGAAAUGAGAAAAGCACGAUCUUCAAGCAGUAGCAGUUCGAGCACAGUGACGAGCGCUCAAAAUAGUCAUUUUCACUCUCAUAGCAGUCGCCCACAACAAAGAAGUCACUGUUCAUCUCCUACUACCACAAAUCAAUCAAACCAGGAAUCAAUACGCAACUCUCCCAAGUCAAACGAUAAUGCGCGUCAUAACAAAAGAUCACCACCACAUCAAUCAAGUUCUGGGGCCGCGUAUUACCCGCCUGAACACAAAGCUGCUUCUCCUGUACCACAAGAGCCAGUUCCCGGUAGCAGUAAAGAAACAAAUUCACUGCCGGAAAGUUCAUUUUUUAAUCGGCUUCCUCCAGAAGUGUUCGGUCUAACUGAUUGGGAAGAUAGCGAUAUUUUAUCAAAGGUGCUGGCAACUUCACAGCAGGAGUAUCUAGAUAGUCUAAAACAGUCACGCAACGUGGAGAGCGAUUCUAAUGACAAAACGGAGCCCGCGAAUAGUUGAAUAAUGUACACAACGCGACGAUAUAAAUAUAUAUAAAUUUAUAAAUAUAUACAUAUGUAUGCAUACAAAUAUGUCUUCUCGUUUCAAGAGAAGUCAAUUUAAGAGAGAAAAAUUCGGAUUAAAGGAUGUAUACAUUUUUACGUAAUAGAACGGAAUCUAUUGCAAACGUCUUAUCUUAACGCUCUUCAUAACAUGCGUUGUAGUUCCCACUCAUUAUUUUCGAUGAACUCCCAAUUGCUCUUUCUUUUUUACUUCUCGAUUUUUGUAUAGGAUAAAAAAAACCUACGUAGGGCGAUCUAGGUAGAUUGUUUUGUUGAUUCCCUGAUAAAAUUUCUCUAUAAAUGUAUUCCUUC